Molecule: messenger RNA, 1235 nt
Organism: Salvia miltiorrhiza (redroot sage)
Lineage: Eukaryota; Viridiplantae; Streptophyta; Magnoliopsida; Lamiales; Lamiaceae
Exons: 5
Coding region: 200-1039 (279 amino acids)
Biological process (GO): mRNA splicing, via spliceosome
Cellular component (GO): U12-type spliceosomal complex
Source: RefSeq, a predicted model, not a curated record
AGGCAAAAAAGAGAGCCAAAUUCGAAUCGAUUCUAUUCUCAUUUCUCUCUUUCUGUAUUCAGAAUCUCUCUCGACACAAGCCAUACCCUACCUUCAAAUCUGCGCCAAGGAAUCGCAGGAAUAGCUCGAUUUCGGGAUCCAUAAACCAGCCUCGAUCCGCGAGAGGUGAGCGACGGGGAGGUGUAUAAAUGGUGGCUUCAUGAUGAUCGAUGAUAUUCGACUUCCACGUUACCAAUUCCGGCGGAAUUUCGCAAUGAUGCAGAUGGUGGAGAGCGGGAGCGAUCACUGUAAGCCUCGAUUCUCGAAUGGAUCGGCGAUGCGCUUGUUUCCCCCAUCGGCGUACGUCGGCAGCCCGAGGCGGAGCGUUUCUUACAAUAGGCUUCAGCAGCCGCCGCUCCGCCUCACUGUCCUCAAAUUGGACGGAUCCUCUUUCGGAGUUGAUGUGAGUAAGAAGGGGACCGUUGGGGAGCUGAAGCGAGCUGUUGAAGCAGCUUUUGAUCAUUUGCCCAAAGAGGGGCCUGCCAGAGUUUCAUGGGAACAUGUAUGGGGACAGUUUUGCCUUAGUCAUGAAGGUGAGAUGCUAUUGAAUGACAGAGAUUAUAUCAGCAUGCUGGGCAUCAAGGAUGGUGAUCAGCUUCAGUUUAUUCAUCGUGUUUCUAGUACCAAUAAUUUCACAAAGAUUAAAUCAAAGGGAUCAUACAGUGAUGAUGAUGAUGAUGAACCCCACAAUAAGGUUGAACACAAAAGAAGAUCAAAGAAAGAAGAGUGCAUUCAUGAAGAGAUCUCGGAGGCGAAUAACGAAGAUGGACAGUGGGAUUUAGGAGAUGAUGUUGUCUCAAAACGCGAUCACCGGUUAAGUCUCUUAAUAAAAGGGUGGUUUCCGUAUCGCAAGUUCAGCGGCUCCAGCUCCCGGGCGAGGCUCGCAGAGAGAGGCUGCUCGUCAAGGUCUUCGCGGAACGUGCUGGGAGGUUUCAAGAAUUGCUUGAGAUUUUCAGGCAGCAAGUAUGAGUCUCGGAGGCUGACUUGGAAGGUCAAGUGAAAAAUCUCAUUAUCCAGUUUCAGUUGCAGAUUAACUUGUGAUUGAAGAAGCCAUAAAGGGUUAUGGUAAAUGGCCAAAAAUAAGAUGUUUGAUGCUUCUUUCUUCAUCUUUGUUAGAUUAGGAAAGUUUUGUGGAAUUAGCACUGUCUUUGUUCAAUAAGGAAUUAUUGAUAAUUGCAUUUAUGUUUUAGAGCUAA